UGUGUGAAGAAAUUUUUCCUAACAAAUAAUUGUUUUUUAUUAUUAAUUCGCAAUUUAAUACUAUAAAAUAAAAUGUUCGAUUCGGUGUAAGAACGCCCGACGCGCAACUUGUGUUUUUUUUUAUACCGUGUGAAAUUCGAUUUUUUGAUUAUUAUUUUUGACUGUAUUUUCAUCCCAUUAACGGACGAUUUCAUUAUAGUCAUCUUUUCUACUACUCCAUCUAGAACUUUAGAUUUAAAUUGUUGGUGGCGUUUUAUCCCUUUGGACCAGCCAAGUAAAUCUCCCAUCCCUUGUUUUUUUUUAAGGGGGCACGGAGUAAUCCCAAAAUCGACAAAAAAAAAAAAAAAAAAAAAAAAUAAAAUGUUUUCACGAAAAAAGUCAGAGCCUGCUAAGAGAAGAAAUCAUAAUUUAUCACAGUUCGGUCUUACGGAUAUACCAGAUGAUUUUGAUCCUAGCUUAGGCUUUGACGGAGGGGAUCAUGAUGCUAAUGAUAGUGAUUUAGAAGCAGAAUUAGCUGCCAUUGCUGGGGGAGGUAACAAAACAAAACCAAAACCCAAACAAAAACCAAAUCUUUUACCAGCUAAUGAAUUGGAUAAAAUGAUAGCAGAUAGUUUAAAAGAUAUAGGAAGUGAUGAUGAAGACGAUGAAGAUACUGAAAAUGACACCGAUCUCUUAGGGGAGUUGCAAGGAAUUGUUGGCGAAGAUUUGGAAGACGGAAAUGUUGAAGAAGAUCCUACAGAGACUAGUCCGAUGGAACCAGAAAGUAAGCCAGAAAUAUUUUUGCCUACAACCGACAUAAGCACCGUUGAUAUAAUUAAGCAGCGUAUUGAAAUGUACAAAAUCGCUGAAGCUAAUGCUAAAGCUGCUGGAGAAAGUGCUAAAAUGCGAAGGUUUAAUCGUGGUCUCAAAACUCUAAAUGAUCUUCUACGACAAGCUAAUUCAGGUAAAGCCAUAAAUCCUGACGAUAUACCUCCGGAGGUUAGUGUAAAGCCAGCAGCUAAUAGUAAUUCGGGUUCAGAUAGUAAUCCCACUCCUGUCGUCGAAGAACCUCCUAAAGUACCUACAAGACAAGCUCCAUUGCCUCCAGCCCAGAGUCAGGAAGAAACCAAGCCAAAUGAAAACGAUAUAGCGCCUCAAACUUCGCAGAUUCAUCCUUUAGUCCAACAAAUGCGAUCACGCCAGCAAGAAUACAAAGCAGCGGCCUUACAAUCCAAGCGUGCUGGAGAUACAGCCAUGGCAUUGCAAUUCUUGAAAGUUGUCAAACAAUUUGAUGUUGUUGUAAAGAUGUGUGAAGAUGGUCAAGAAGUUGAUCUAAGUGAUAUGCCACCACCACCUGAACAAUUUAAAGAAUUUAUGGAAAAAAUGCAAGCUGCAUCUGAACAACCAGCAGAUCCAUUGCCGAUGUCACCGGCAGCGCCCGUCACCGAAUCUGUAUCUGUUGUAGAACCGAGUCUUAGUACUGCCACAAAUAUGUUGGAAGCUUUACAGCAGCGUCUAGCUAAAUAUAAAUCAGUCGAAGAGUCAGCAAAAGCUGAGGGUAAUGCCAGUAAAGCAAGAAGAUUUGGACGCAUAGUUAAACAAUAUGAAGAUGCAAUUAAAGCCUAUAAGGCUGGACGACCAGUAGCCUACGAUGAACUACCAGUCCCUCCUGGUUUUGGGCCUUUGCCUGUAGAAAAUGCAGCUGCUCCGCCGACACCAAAGGUUGAUUCAGUGCCACCAAGUCCACCUACCGUUUCAACUACUGCAUCGACACCAGAACCUUCACCAACUGCGACUGCAAAAAAGCCAUCGACUCCGCCCCAACAUAUUGAUCUAACGACACGUACAUCGGGAAAUCAACAGAAAAACAAUUUGGCCGAGCAUCAAAUGAAAAUUUUGCUAGAACGUCAAAAGGAAUUUAAGUUAGCUGCUAUAGAAGCCAAAAAGGCUGGAGAAAUCGAUCAGGCCAAAGAAUACUUGAAAAUCUACAAAGGUUUUGAUGCUUUAUUAAAUGCUGCCAGUAGUGGCUUACCAGUAGAUUUAAAUACUUUGCCAGUGCCUCCGUCGCAAAGAGAUAAUCUCGAGGCUUCAUUCGCUAUAAUAACAACAGAUGAAUGUGAUCCAGAUGACGAUAUUUCUGAUAUAGGUAUUCGGAUCGAAGAACAAUUAGCUAAGCAGUUGAUGAUGUGUAAAAAUACAAGAGAUCAUCACAAAGCUAUGGGUGAUAUUGCUGGCAUGAAUCGUUUUGAAAAUUUGGCAUUAACUGUUCAGAAAGAUUUAGAUCUAGUACGUUAUUCGAAGCGUAAAAAUUUCCCACUGCCAAAAUUCCACUACGAAAAACGUAGUUUUAAUAUAGUACAUUGUAAUACCGACUUAACUGAUAAUGAAUUAGAAAUUAUUGUCGUACGUGGUAUAAAUUAUAAUGUUCCUAAUCCAAAGGAAGUCGAUACCUACGUUAAAAUUGAGUUUCCACUGCUUAAUGAUGAAACGUUCAAAACAAAAACCAAUUUGAUUAAAGACACCGACAGUCCUGAUUAUGAUCAACAUUUUAAAGUUGAUAUUAUGCGAGGCAACAGACAAUUCCAACGUAUUUUCAAAAGACAUGGUGUUAAAUUUGAGGUUUAUUCAAGAGGAUGCAGUUUAUAUUGUUGUGGAUUAAGUCGAAUACUGCCCAUAUGUUGUUUCAGAGGAUUUUUACGUUCGGACACACUCAUCGGAACCGUUAAUGUCAAAUUGCAGCCACUAGAGACAAAAUGUGAUAUACACGAUACAUUUGAUCUUGUUGAGGGGCGUAAAAAAGUUGGCGGUAAAUUGGAAAUUAAAUUACGAGUUCGUAAUCCCAUAUUAACUAAACAAAUGGAACAUAUUAACGAAAAAUGGCUGGUAAUUGACACCUGAAUGAAAUUGGAUUUAUAAAUAAAAGAACGAAAUUAUAUAUUUAUCUUAGAAUAUAAGAAAUAUUUUAUUUAUUGAACAAAUCUUAAAAAAACGGUGUUCUUGCUUUUACGAAUUAUAUAUUGUAUAAAGUUGUCUGAAUAUUAUAUAGACUUCUACUACAUGUAUUGGUUUUAAUAACUCUUCAAAAGUGUUAAAAAUUGUGUUACAAAUGCGUAUUUUUAUUUUAUUGCUUGUAAUUUAAUUAUAUUAAAGCUAAAAUCAGAUAUUUACUACUAAAUGAACUUAAAUAUUUAUUUGGUUAAUCUCUUAA
Lucilia sericata (common green bottle fly) is the source of this 3187-nucleotide messenger RNA. It is a transcript of the gene l(2)gd1, whose product is annotated as coiled-coil and C2 domain-containing protein 1-like. Bases 361 to 2877 code for a protein of 838 amino acids. The record is from RefSeq and is a predicted model, not a curated record. The transcript has 8 exons. Gene Ontology annotation, cellular component: nucleus. Gene Ontology annotation, biological process: regulation of transcription by RNA polymerase II. Gene Ontology annotation, molecular function: DNA-binding transcription repressor activity, RNA polymerase II-specific; RNA polymerase II cis-regulatory region sequence-specific DNA binding. NCBI's taxonomy places the organism in Eukaryota, Metazoa, Arthropoda, Insecta, Diptera, Calliphoridae.